This is a messenger RNA of Acanthochromis polyacanthus (spiny chromis), 3634 nucleotides long. It is a transcript of the gene opn9, whose product is annotated as opsin 9. The coding region runs from base 1917 to 3359 and encodes 480 amino acids. The record is from RefSeq and is a predicted model, not a curated record. Lineage: Eukaryota; Metazoa; Chordata; Actinopteri; Pomacentridae. Gene Ontology annotation, molecular function: G protein-coupled receptor activity. Gene Ontology annotation, cellular component: membrane. Gene Ontology annotation, biological process: G protein-coupled receptor signaling pathway. The transcript is spliced from 8 exons.
UGGAAGAUGUUUCCAGGAUUUUCUUUGUUUAAUCUCCAGAAGUGAAGCCACAGAUCAGCUGAUUGACCUUCAUGCAGGAGUUUAAGAGGAUCUUUGAGUUCUUUAGUGCAGAAACAGAUUUUAAAGUUAAACCUGAUGAACAAACAAAAACAGACGAUAAAUCAGGAUGAAGGAGUUCAGAGAGCAGCUUCCAUAAAAACAACAGGUCGAAUGUUAAGUUUACUCUGAUUCUCUGGUGGAGGAUCUACAGACUAUCUGAGGUCUUAGAGAGGAAUGAAGACAACAAAACAACUGAGACUGAAAAUGUUUAUCUGUGGUUUUCAAACAAACAUGAAAUCUCCAUAAGUAAGAAAACAAAAACAGGAAGAGAAAAAAAAACUUUCAAUCCAGUUGGCAGAGCUGCUUUCUGAACAGAGCAGGACCCGCCUCCCAGUUCAAACUGGCCAAUCAGGACGCAGCUGUUACCCAGCUGCUCAGUGAACCAAUCAGAGAGCAGCUCUGCAGGUGUGUUUCCUCUGUCAGCUCCAGAACCCAGAACCAGACGGAAGACGUUCAGAUGAUUUUAUGAGAUUGUUGAUUUAAUAUAAACUGAAAUUUAAGAUUCAAUUUUCAGUUUAGCUGCAGUAAUAAAUAAACUCAACAAACAAACAUCUUUACAACGGUUCCUUCACAACACUCACUGAUUCUUUGAUUCUGAUUCUCUGAUUGAUUCUGAUGGAUUCUUUGAUUCUCAGAUUCUCUGUCUGGUUCUCUGAUUUUCUGACUGAUUCUGUGACUGAUUCUCUAGUUAUCCGAUUCUCUGACUGAUCCUUUAAUUCUCUGACUGAUAAUUGGAAUCUCUUACUGAUUUUCUGAUUCUCCAACUGAUUCUUUGGAUCUCUAACUGAUUCUCUGUCCUAUUCUUUGAUUCUCUGACUGAUUCUUUGAUACUCGGACUGAUUCUUUGAUUCUUAGACUGAUUCUUUGAUUCUCUGACUGAUUCUUUGAUUCUCUGACUGAUUCUUUGAUUCUCUGACUGAUUCUUUGAUACUCUGAUUCUUUGAUUCUUUCUCUCCCUCUGAUCAUUUCUGACCGUGGGUCGGUUUCUCUUUAGAUGAGCAGCUGAUGGAUUCAGAGCAGGCUUCAGAUUACAUUACAUAAAAACAGAAGAUCUUCUCUGAGAGUCCAGGAGGAAUCAGAGAUGGAGGUGAGGAGAGUUCAGAGGUUUUUGCUCUGGUUCUUCCGGAUCCUUUCUGUCCUCAUGUGACUCUUCAUGUUUGAACCUGAUGGAAGCUUCGAACGUUCCAUUCCUGAGAGGUGAGAACGUUCUGGUUCUACUUUAUUUAUCAGAAACCUAAAACAAUCAGCACAAAGUCAGAUUGUAAAGCUGACCUAAAGCUGCAAAAAUGAGGAAAACGGCAUCAGAAAAAAUAAACUAAACGAUCCGUUCGUCUUCAGAAAUUUUUUUUUCUAUGUUCUUGUUUAUCGGUUGUUCUGUCGUCUGUUUCAGAACCUCAGUUCGUCCUCCGCAGAGCUGAAGAUGAGCAGCAACAGAAUCUGAACCAAUAAACUCCAAUCUUCCUUUAAAGCUGCAACGCUGCUUUUAAGCUCCUCGUUCUCUUAAUCUGGAUUUUCUAAAGGAGCUUCUGCUGUUGUUUUCUGAGCUUUAAAAGAACAGAGAUUAAAAAUCAAUCUUCAGGAGGAAACAUCACUUCUGUUCUCCUGAUCCACAUCAGUUAGCGGGCUGGGUUCUGAGUGUUCGGCUGCACGAGGUUCUGUCUGGUUCUGCUGGAGUUUAUCUGGUUCUGUAGGAGUUUAACUCUGGUUCUACAGGUUUUUCUCUCUGGUGUUCUGCAGGAGUUUCUGUUUGCUUCUAUAGCAGUUCCUGUCUGGUUCUGCAGGAGUUCCUCUGCUCUCGGUUCUGUUCUGGAUCAUUGAUGGGACAUGAUGGGUCUCAGCGGGGCUCCUGGUUCGUCCCGUCGUCCGUCCAGCUGCUGUUCGUCUCCAGAUUGUCUCCGUCUGCAGACGUCGCUGUCGCCGUCUUCCUCAUCUUCACAGCCGUGGCCUCGGUUCUGGGGAACGGCCUGGUUCUGUUGGUGUUCUGCAGGAGGAGGAAGAAGUUGAGGCCUCCAGAGCUGCUCAUCAUCAACCUGGCUCUGUGUGACUUUGGCUUCAGCCUGCUCGGAUCUCCGUUCUUCAUCAUCUCCAGCCUGUGCCACGCCUGGAUGUUCGGGGAGGCCGGCUGCCUCUGGUACGGCGUCCAGGGCUUCGUGUUCGGAAUCGGCUCUCUGAUCACCACCUGCCUGAUCUCUGUGGACCGCUGCCUGAAGAUCUGCUGCCUCCGAUACGGUCAGUGGAUCGAGCGGCGCCACGUGUUUUGGUCCAUUGCUGUGGUCUGGUUCUACGCAUCGUUCUGGGCCACCCUGCCGGUCUUUGGCUUCGGAAGUUAUGGACCAGAACCUUACGGGCUGAGCUGCACCAUCAACUGGUGGAGCCUCAGAUCUUCUGAGAACGACAGGAUCUACAUCAUCCUCAUCCUCACGCUGUGCUUCGGGUUCCCAACGUUCACCAUCAUCUCCUCGUAUCUGUUCAUCCUGCUGACGGUGCUCAGAUCUAACCGAACUUUAGCCUCCAUUCCUUCCUCCUUCGUCAGUAACUCCAGCAAAGACCUGAGACUUGCAAAGAUGGCGGCGGUGGUUUGCUCCACCUUCCUGCUGGCCUGGUUGCCCUACGCCACCGUGUCCCUGAUCUCCGCCCUCAGAGAGGCUGAGUCCUCCAUGGAGGAACCUUCAGGAUCUGCAGUAGCUGCAGACAUCCUGGACUCCUCCUCGCUGCUGAACUGGACCAGAGCAGAGUUCUACAUACGGGUUCUCCACAGUCCUGAGGACAGAAUAGAACCCAGUCCACCCCUCGGUACCAGGCCCGUCUCCAGCCUGCCCCCGGUGGUCACCCUGAUCCCCGCCAUGUUGGCCAAGUCCCACUGCAUGAUCAACCCUCUGAUCUACCAGGUCAUGAACCGCGAGUUCAGGGAGGACGUCUACGCCAUGGUGUUCGGCCGAGAGAAGGCCGACAGGAGACGAGCGCAGAGCAGGAGGGGGAGUUUAUAUGAACGGACCGUCAGCCUCUCGUACUGCCAGAGCUGGAGCAGACGGAGCACUCCCGUAUCUCUGUCUGGGGACAGAAAGAACCAAAACCUGAAGAGACUCCAGAACAGAAGCAGCGAUGGAAGAACAAAGUCCGGGAACAUCUCAGAAGGAGCUGAUGUUCUGGACGUUGUCACUUUGGACACUCGAGGGAACAUGAAGAGACACAGCAGUGCAGACGGACUGAAGGCUAGCAGAGAUCUGAGAGGUUCCACAUCCAGCAUCCUCACUGUCUGAAAGCUGUUUUCAUCUUCAUUAUCUCUAACCAGGUGUUCUCCAUUUACCUGAACUUUCAGUGCUCCUCAGAAACCAUCACAGCUUGGACUUCAACACCAAUAAGAAAGAUUCAUUCUCCCGGGAAAUGUCUUCCAUUUAAAGCUUUUCAACACUGAAUCACUGUCAAUUUAAUCUGGCAAGAAUUUACAAAAAACAAGACUUGGUGGAGGCCACCAAGACAUCCAUGAGUCCUCUGAAGGAGUUCCAAGAAAGAGACAAAUGAAGGAGGCCACCAA